This is a messenger RNA of Drosophila gunungcola (fruit fly), 3097 nucleotides long. RefSeq names its product CUGBP Elav-like family member 4 (gene bru3). Lineage: Eukaryota; Metazoa; Arthropoda; Insecta; Diptera; Drosophilidae. The record is from RefSeq and is a predicted model, not a curated record. The transcript is spliced from 12 exons. Gene Ontology annotation, cellular component: cytoplasm; nucleus; ribonucleoprotein complex. Gene Ontology annotation, molecular function: mRNA binding. Gene Ontology annotation, biological process: regulation of alternative mRNA splicing, via spliceosome; mRNA splice site recognition. Bases 801 to 2063 code for a protein of 420 amino acids.
CGUUCAAAUUCAAAAUGAAAAUUCAGGUUUCGCCGUUCGGACGUUCACUUUGAAUUUUGCUGCCCAAGUGCUGUGUAGUUAAGUCGGAAUAUUUCGUGCAGUUCUCGUCGACGUCGUGUGACAUUUGUUCUUCAAUUCAGAAACGCAUAUUGAAACACAGCGAUAAUACAAGUUACGAAUAUUCAACAAAACCAAAAAAAAAAAAAAACAAAAUAAAACCAACCAAUUAAAAUUAAAAAUUCAAAUUCGCUUCAAAAAUAUAUAUUACAAAUAUAACAACCAAUUUAAUCAAAACCAAAUUCGCCACAAAAAUCGCAAACAAAGUUUACAAAAUUCGUUUACUCAAUCCCAUAACACAAAACAAAAAAAAAAAAAAAAACAAAUUACAACUAAUGCAAAUAUAUAACUGUUAAAAUCUAAACGAGCAGAAAAAUCAGAGAGAAAAAAAAAUAAAAGAGAGAUAGAGAAGAACACGCGUGUGUUUAAAUACUGGAAAAAUACAGAUAAGAUAAAUUAUUAUAAACACUAAGCCAUACACACAUUGUAGCAGGCUAAACCACACGAAAAAUACAAUAAAAUCAAUAAGUAACAAGUACAGAAAAGACAGUUCAAGUGAAAUACCGAAACGAAACUUUACAAAAAAGUGCUUAAAAAUAUAAACAAAAAAAUUGGAAAACUCAGACAAAUAAACAACGGUCAUUUUCAGAGGAAGAAAAACCGAAAAGCUUCCAGAGAAUCGGUGAAAAUCGUUAACAAUUUUUUCUCGCAAAGGCGCCACGUCCAAGAGCAAAUCGUUCCAUAUGGUUCAUAUUAUUGAAUUGGUCGGCCAGCCGAAGGUUGAGUUUGCUCAACAAGUUACUAUGAACCGUGCUUUACAGCUGAAGCCAGCUGAAAAUGAAAGUCGCAGCGAGCAUUUAGAUCGCAAGCUGUUCGUUGGCAUGCUCAGCAAACAACAGACCGAAGACGAUGUUAGACAAAUCUUCCAUCCGUUCGGCACUAUAGAGGAGUGCACCAUACUGCGUGGCCCGGACGGAGCUAGUAAAGGCUGCGCUUUCGUCAAAUUUGGUUCGCAGCAGGAGGCCCAGUCAGCAAUAACCAACCUACACGGAAGUCAAACUAUGCCGGGUGCAUCCUCCAGUUUGGUCGUCAAAUACGCCGACACGGAGAAGGAGCGACAAAUAAGGCGCAUGCAGCAAAUGGCCGGUCACAUGAAUCUGCUGAAUCCGUUCGUCUUUAAUCAGUUCAGUCCGUACGGCGCCUACGCUCAGCUUCCCUCUCCACCGGAACUGCAGCAGCAACAGCAGGCCGCCUUGAUGGCCGCCGCCGCCACGGCCCCCGGCUCCGCCGCCGCCUACAUGAACCCCAUGGCGGCCCUGGCAACGCAGAUACCUCACGGCCUCAACGGCACCGGGCAGCCGCCCUCGCUGCCCUCGCCGACCAUGCCCAACUUCAACAUGGGCGCCAACACGCCCAACGGACAGCCCGGCGGAGCGGCCGCCGCUGCCGCCGCCGCGGACGGCGUCUUUACGAAUGGCAUUCCACAAACGGCAUUCCCAGGACCCACUGAACUAUUUCUUGCAGAUCCGCUGCACUUGACUAUACCGCCACAAGGUUUGCCAAACGGCGAUGCUGCUACGCUGCAACAUGCCUUCCCUGGUCUGCCACCGUUUCCAGGAGUUGCCUUUCCCGCCGUCUAUGGACAGUUUCCACAAGCUUUACCACCUCCCCUAGCGGCGGUUGCACCCACUCAGCGUGAAGAUUUUCUGAUGUUCCCAGGAUGUUCGAUAUCCGGACCCGAGGGCUGCAAUCUCUUCAUCUACCAUUUGCCCCAAGAGUUUGGCGAUGCCGAAUUAAUGCAAAUGUUCCUGCCAUUUGGCAAUGUGAUCAGCUCCAAGGUCUUCAUUGAUCGUGCUACAAACCAGAGCAAAUGUUUCGGUUUUGUUUCAUUCGAUAAUCCCGCCAGCGCUCAAGCGGCCAUUCAGGCCAUGAAUGGCUUCCAGAUUGGCAUGAAAAGACUGAAAGUUCAAUUGAAGCGGCCAAAGGAUGCCAGUCGACCCUAUUAACAAUCGGAGUUCCUUAAACGCAAUUCACAACAACAAAUACAACAAAUACAACAACAACAAAUACAGCCAACUGGAGCAAGAACAUCAGCAACAACAGCUUUGCCAACAACUAACGCAUUUUCCACACCGGCAGCAACUUCCGCAUCGGCGACAGCGACAACAACAGCAGUCCACUAUAAUAACCACCUUGGGAGCAGCUUUAGGCCAACUUUAACCAAUGGAAAUCCUCACAACCACAACCACAAUGCCCAUAUGCCCUAUACGUUUGCCAGCUGGCGCAGUGGCACCUAUUGUUAUCACAACAACAAUAAUAACGACAACUGCAGCGACAACAACCACAACAACAAUAGAAUCGAUCCUGACAACCAAUCCAACGAUCCACCCAACACAAAUUGCUCCAAAGUGGAACUAGUCGAGAAACUAUUCAUGUGGCAACAGCAGAAGCGAAAGGCCUAAAGGCAACACAUCAACGUCAACCACAACAGCAACCACAACAACUGCAGCUACAAUAAAGAGCAACUAUUGAUGGGAUGGUCGUCCGCCAUGCUAUGUGAAAACGAUUAUAGAAAUUAAAAACAUGCAAAGCGUAUGUAAAAAAAAAAAAAUAAAAAAUAGAAAACAAGAAAAAUGUAAAUUAAAAAAAGAAAACACCUUAGAGCUGAAAAAUGGAAUAGAUUUAUAUAUAUAAUAUAUUUAUAUAUAUUUAUCCGAUGAUACAUUCAACUGAAUGCAGUACAGAAGUACACACAAAAAUAAUAAGAGAAAACCAACAAAAAACAAACCAAAUUAUAAAAUUGAGAAAUACAGAAAGAAUGACAGAAUUUUUGCCAAAAUAUCGAUUUAAUAAAAGUAUAUAUUUAUAGAAGCAAGGAACAAACAUUGAUAUUGAUAGUUUUGUUAACAACUAAAGAACAAGAACAUUGCACACCAGUACACUCACACACAGAACACAAAACUUGAGACAAAAACUGACUGGCAAGAGACCAAAAUUAUCUGGGUUUUCAAAUAAAAAAAUAAAAAAAAACAAAACAAAA